GUAUCCAUCUGUGUCCAGGUGGCUUAUGGGAUGGAGCAUAUGUCCAAUCACCGCUUUGUCCAUAAGGACCUGGCUGCCCGUAACUGCCUGAUCAGCGGCCAACGCAGCGUCAAAAUCUCAGCUCUCAGCCUCAGCAAGGACGUUUACAACAAGUAAGAGAUGGGGCCUGCCACGUGUAGUUACGGUCCAUCAUGUGAAUAGAAAGUAUAGCACAUUUGUACUAGGAUAAUGUAUGCAGCCAUGGUUAAGCAUAAAGUCAAGACAAAAUAGUAACAUCAUGCACAUAAGUAAACUCUCUUGACAUUAGUCUGUAUCUGUCUGUCUGACCCUCUGUACAUUUGUCUGUCUGUGUCCUUCCAUCCGACUGUCUGUCUGCAGUGAGUACUACCACUACCAGCAGGUGUGGAUCCCCCUGCGCUGGCUCCCGGCCGAGUCUGUGUUUGAGGAUGACUUCUCCACCAAGUCAGACAUCUGGGCCUUCGGGGUGCUCAUGUGGGAGGUGUUCAGCCACGGGAAACUGCCAUACACCAAACUCAGUGAUGACGAGGUGCUGGAA
This is a messenger RNA of Coregonus sp. 'balchen', 556 nucleotides long. NCBI's taxonomy places the organism in Eukaryota, Metazoa, Chordata, Actinopteri, Salmoniformes, Salmonidae. The record is from the annotation of a GenBank genome assembly.